This is a messenger RNA of Pseudoliparis swirei, 2237 nucleotides long. RefSeq names its product proteinase-activated receptor 1-like. Gene Ontology annotation, biological process: blood coagulation; positive regulation of blood coagulation; thrombin-activated receptor signaling pathway. Gene Ontology annotation, cellular component: membrane. The coding region runs from base 108 to 1445 and encodes 445 amino acids. The transcript is spliced from 2 exons. The record is from RefSeq and is a predicted model, not a curated record. Gene Ontology annotation, molecular function: thrombin-activated receptor activity. Lineage: Eukaryota; Metazoa; Chordata; Actinopteri; Perciformes; Liparidae.
AGGUCAAGAAGAGCAGCGGUGUCGACACUUAGGACUCUCGACUCAACAGCACGAGGAUUAUCGAUAUUUAUUAUCAUUUCUUUUAGUUUGUUUGUGACUUCGGCGACAUGUUUUCAAUGUGUCCAAAAACGUUGCUAUUGGUGCUGGUGUGCGCGCGCGCUGCCUCGGCUGGAGGCAAUAACGGCAGCGCACGAGGGAGGACCUUCACCGCCUUCGACCGUUCGGCCACGGAUGAACCGAUCGAUCUGACCGGCGUGUUUGGCGACGGAGACGACUAUGACGUCGCCGCCGACUGGAACCGCUCCCGGCCGAGGAACGCCAGCUUCUCUGUGCAGAUGCACAUUUCCGACGAGGCGCUGCAGUUCUUGACGGGCCCCGUGUCCACCGUCCUCAUCCCGUCCUUCUACGCGCUGGUCUGCCUCUUCAGCGUGCCCAUCAACGUCUGCGCGGUCCUGGCCUUCGCUCGCAGGAUCCGGCCCAAGAAGCCGGCGGCCAUCUACAUGCUGAACCUGGCGUCCGCCGACCUGCUCUUCGCCGCGCUGCUCCCCUUCAAGAUCGCCUACCACUUCUCCGGCAACGACUGGGUGUUCGGCCCCGUCAUGUGCCGCGUGGUCACCGCCGCCUUCUACUGGAACAUGUACUGCUCCGUGCUCCUCAUCGCCAGCAUCAGCGUGGACCGCUUCCUCGCCGUGGUCUACCCCAUGGACUCCCUGGCUUGGCGGAGGCCCCGGAACGCCAACAUGGCCUGCGCCGCCGCCUGGAUCUUAUCCUUCGCCGGCUCGGUGCCCCUCGUCCUCUCCGACCAGACCUUCCACCUCAAAGACUUGGACAUCACCACCUGCCACGAUGUCCAGCACGCCGACGAUCUGAUCCGCCGCUACAAGUUGUACUUCGUGGCCCUCAGCGUCGCCCUCUUCUUCGUGCCCCUGCUGGUCACCGCCGUGUCCUACGCCCGGGUCGUCUGGUCGCUGAGCAGGGUGCCGCGCGGCUUCCCGGGACGCUCGCGCCGGAGGUCGAGAGCGGUGGUGAUGGCGCUGACCGUGCUGGUGAUGUUCGUGCUGUGUUUCACGCCCACCAACUGUCUGCUCCUGGCGCACUACCUGCAGUUCAACGAGGGAGUCGCGGGGACCCGGGAGGCCCCCGACGGCUCCUACGCCGCCUACCUGGUGUUCCUGUGCGUGGGGAGUCUCAACUGCCUCCUGGAUCCCUUGGUCUACUACUUUGGGUCGUCCCAGUGCCAGAGGCAGCUGCUGAGCGCCCUCGGGUGCAAGAAGGCCGCAGAGGGAAGGGGCAGCAGCCAGUCGGCGUCGAGCUCCAGCCGAUCCAUUAGCGGAACAAUUCUGAAGUCCAGCCGUGCAGAGAGCUCUAAAAUAUACACUCCGGCCCCCAAGAUGGACUCUUUCCAAGGCAACCUCAGCAGCCAAUACAAGAAGCUGCUGGUCUGACGGACUCUCGUUGAGCAGGAGAACUGACUCCUUUAUUCACAUUCAUAAACCAUGGAAGUAUUUUUAUAAUGAAGGCCAAGUAACGGCAAAUAAGGAGCACAAAGCCAAUAUCUUUAUUUUUCUUUCAGAAGGAAGGGAUGAAUGACUGGCUUGGUUUCAUCGCAAUGCAAUGACAGAAAAGCCUUUUGAGAAAAGGAAGGAAGAAAGGAAGUUGAGAUGAGAUAAGAAAGUGAUUUCUAGAAUCCUGCUGGACAGUGUUUUUAUAUAUUUACUUUGCACUGUAGAAAGAAUAGCAUGUACUUUGUAUAUGCUGCACGUGAAUCUAGGUAUUGCAUUUAAUGGAAGGACACUACUUGCUAUUGUAUUUUUUUUCUAAGAAGCUUAUGUUUUUACAUUUGAAAAGCUGUCAAGUUUUUUUUAUUUUUUAAAGUUUUUAUUUUUUUAUGUUUAGUCUGAGCAAUUAAUUAUUUUUUAAUUAUAUAUAUCUAGAUAGCUAUCUCUCUCUAUAUAUAUAUAUAAAUAAAUACAAUUAAAAUAUUAUUUAAUCUCAUUGUGAUAUUGUUUUAAAGGUAACGCGUCAUGUAUUGCAUGCUGCUCUCUGCUGGUUAGACGUGUGAAGUACUUCGCGGUGUCUUCGACCAGUCAGGCUGUUCCUCCUCCGGCAGUCAGCGCUACAACACAGUUAACAAAGGAAACCUGAGCACUCGCCUCCUCUUUCACUGCUUUGUAUUCGCAGUCAUGUGACCGUGUAACCCGACUCCUGACUGAAUAAAUACUCUUUGAAUCGUUCAA